Molecule: messenger RNA, 1130 nt
Organism: Chara braunii
Lineage: Eukaryota; Viridiplantae; Streptophyta; Charophyceae; Charales; Characeae
Source: the annotation of a GenBank genome assembly
ACGCAGGCUCCUCCCCAGUUCCACGUUCCACCACACCCUUUCAUUGCCAGAGCCACUCCGGCCUCUGCUGCUUCGGACAUGUUGGAGUACGCUAAGCUCUACUAUUCGAACAUUCUCACCUCCAAGGGAAUGGAUGAUACGGCGGACACAGAUCCCUCGCGGGAAUCCGAUAUGUGGCUACAGACAGACGUAAGGCUCUCUACAGAAGAUAGGCUAGCAUUGCAUAGGCCAGUCACAACGGAGGAGUUGGUGCAAACGUUGAAGGUUAUGGCAGCAGGGAAGUGCCCCGGCAGGGAUGGGCUCACGGUUGACGACGAAGAACCCGUGCCACAUACCCUCUCAAGGACUCUCGCCCCGAGCCUCCAGUGGUCGGCUUGUAUCGAGGAGCGCUGGGCGGAUGACCGUUUUCCCUCCCGUAGCGAGUACCUGGACGUCCACAGCCUGACUAAUCCCCGCUUCUUUCGGCAACCAACGGCGUUCGAGUGGGCGGCGCUGAGAGCAGAAGAGGAGGCCGAAGAGGAAUCGGAAGGAGAAUUGAGGACAGAGGCCGGGGAAGCAGCGGCCCGAUUGGCCGAGGACGAGGAAGAAGAGUGCGAAGCAGAAGAAGAGUCGGCGGAAGCUGAAGAAGAAGAAGAAGAAGAAGCAGAGGAAGAGACUUCGGAGGAAGAGGAAGAGGCCUAUAGUGAGUACUGCGAGGGCGAGCAAAGUGACGAGGAGGACGAAGACGACGACGAAGUGGAAAACGGGGACGACCCGGAGCCAUCGCACGGCGAGCUCGAGUGGGUGCCCGGACCGGAUCGACGAGAGGAAAACCCUGAGGCUGCUGCGCAGCGCAAGAAAGAGAUCGCGGAAGGAAAGCGGCUGGCGAUCGAUCCUGCACCGAGCGAUCCUUUCAAGGAUCCCGAGCCGCCCAAGCCGGAGCAUGGAGACCUUGCUGCCACGACCUCGAGAGCCGUGGCGACAAGGCGCCGACCCCGAUCCCGAUCCACGUCCCCCUCCGCCUUCGCCCGUCCCCCAAUUCGUCAACGUGUCAAUGAGGGGCUUAGCCCUUUGUCCCCGAUCCAUAUACCACCAUCCCCUUAGCUAUCUCUCUUUCAAUCAGUAUUUCCAUCGCGUCGUCUACCCCCGUA